UGCAGUAACUCUUAGCAACCAAUCAGAGAUUUGCUUUCUGUAUGAUACCUACUGCAGGAUGAACAUGGUUUUAUGUUUCCCAGUAUUAGUAAACAGUUAGAGGUUUGAUUAGUGGGUCCAUUGUGCCAUCCCAACUCUGCAACUGCAGUUUCAGCUGAGCAGUUAGUAGAACAACUGAACCCCUUUCUAGCCCUGUUCACUCACUUGCUGGUGCCUAACUGAAGCUAAAUACAAUAGGUUGGAGGUGGAUCCAUUGUGAUUAGGGGCACCUGACCGGGUAGCAUAAAUAGAUCCAUUGGGACACAUUUGUAGUACUGCUCACUAACUGGCAUUUCACUAACUGGAGAUUAAGUAACAAGUGAGACACUGAAGAGGAUUCGUAAUAUGCACCUGAGCCCAGAGUAUAAAUAGAACAAGUGGGACAGCUUUGGAACACUGGUCCUUUGGAGAGCUGCUCAGUAACUAGCAGGUGACUAACCUGAGAUAAAGUAACAAUUGAAGGACUGGAGAUGUUUUGUUAGAUGCACUUGAGCAGAAAGUAUAAAUAGAAGAAGCUGGACCGCUUUGGAACCCUGAUUCUUUGGAGUGCUGCUCACUAACUGGCUGGCUGAAGCUAAAACAGCAGUGGACUUACUCCCACAUUCCUUUAAACUGAACUUCAUGCACUGCCUGGAAGACAAAAGCUUGUUCUCUUUGACAGAUGUGUCUGCCAAGAAAGGACAUCUUUGUCACCUACAAUAAAGGCUGGUGGGAAAGAAUAUAAAAGAACACACAAUGAAAUGCCCAUGUUCCCCUCUAUCAUGCUGUUACUUUUCCCUUGGUCUAACAGUGGGAUUUUUCUUUACUUUAUACAUGACCAACAAUGCCUCUAUGGUUGAUAAAUGGCAAAAACUUUCAAGAUCUUGGAAAUGGAAUAAUGAAAAUUUAACUCAAAUAUCAGAUAACAAAGUGAGUGAGAAUCUUUCUAAGAGUGUCAGAGUCCUUUGCUGGAUAAUGACUUCACCAAAUAACUUGCAAAGCAAAGCAAUUCAUCUAAAGCGAUCUUGGACCCGUCACUGCAACAUAACACUAUUUAUGAGCUCCACAGCCAAUGAGACUUUUCCAACAAUUGGAUUGGGUACCAAGGAAGGGAGAGAGGAGCUCUACUGGAAGACAAUACGAGCUUUCCAGUACAUACACCAGAACUAUCUGGAUCAAGCAGACUGGUUCUUGAAAGCUGAUGAUGACACCUUUGUAGUGAUGGAAAACUUACAGUUUUUGCUCUCCAACUACACCCCUGAGCAACCUAUCUAUUUGGGCAAACGCUUUAAACCUUUUGUUAAUCAGGGUUACAUGAGUGGUGGAGCUGGGUAUGUACUGAGUAAGGAAUCCCUGAAGCGAUUUGUGGAAGCUUUCCGUACUGGUGUCUGCACCCACACGUCCUCUAUAGAAGAUCUCGCUCUGGGUCAGUGCAUGGAGAAGCUAGGAGUUAUACCUGGGGACUCUAGGGACUCUGAAAAGCGCGAGACCUUCCAUCCCUUUACACCAGAGACCCAUAUAAUCACCCGUUACACUGCCGACUCUAUUUACUGGGGCUACUGCUAUUAUCCUCUCAUACAGGGCCCACAAUGCUGCUCAGAUCUUGCAAUUUCAUUUCACUAUGUUCCUCCUGAACUGAUGUACACUCUGGAAUAUUUUGUGUACCACCUGAGGGCAUAUGGAUACCAGUAUCGUUACCAGCCACCACUCCUGGAAAUUGCCGCAAACGUCUCUGUUUAAUUCAACUGAUCAAAAACAUCUGAAACACUGGGAUUUAUAAACAAAAUAUUGCCAAAAUAUUCCUUGAUGCUACUUUAAACUGUUCUAUAAAGUCAACAUGAUUCAAGGUACUGGAGUUAAGCUAUACAUACACUGGAAUAUACUCUGUAUGCCGAAGUCUUCCAAAUGAUAGGGUUAAUUAUGGUAAGUAUAUUGUUUGGCCAAUGGUCAAAUCAGGUGUUUGGCCAUGCAGAUCAAUGGGGCAAAGACCACAUUCAUGGCAGAUCCUGUCCGUGUCAUUGUAUUCUCAAUCGAUAUCUGUAGAGGCCCAUACCCUAUGGCUUGGAAGUCCCCAACUAGUUGGAUAUCCCCUGUCUAUUACCAGCUAAGAGCUGGGCCUAAUUUGUAGUUGGAAGGGGGAGUUGUUUGCCAUUCCAAGUUGGUGUUCCCCUAGUAGUUCCAAACCUGGCCAGGAGGUGUCAGUAUUUUCCUCUCUUAUAUAAAGGGGAGGCACAACAUGUUCUUCCUCUCUGGUUUCCACAUACUAAGGAUGGUGGAUGUCUGUUAAAGAGCCUGGGCAUAUGCUCCAGUAAAGGAAAGGACCUAAGGGAGUCAAGCCCAUAGUGUAAGUUAGGGAACAGGGUCCCAUGAAUAAGGAUAGUGGUAGGUGUAGGGUUGCCAACUUUUUGAAAAUGUUUUACCAGCUGGUGUGGGGUGGGAACAAAAGGGGUGGGGCAGUAAUGCAAAAGAGGUGGGACUAUGUCACAAAAGGGGCAAAGCUACAUUGCAUUAGGCUAGAGCAGUUAUCCCCAACCAGUGGCUCGGGCAACAUGUUGCUCACUAA
Messenger RNA from Xenopus tropicalis (tropical clawed frog), 2581 nucleotides. Its product is annotated as glycoprotein-N-acetylgalactosamine 3-beta-galactosyltransferase 1. NCBI's taxonomy places the organism in Eukaryota, Metazoa, Chordata, Amphibia, Anura, Pipidae. Bases 775 to 1758 code for a protein of 327 amino acids. Gene Ontology annotation, cellular component: membrane. The transcript is spliced from 5 exons. The record is from RefSeq and is a predicted model, not a curated record. Gene Ontology annotation, molecular function: glycosyltransferase activity; N-acetylgalactosaminide beta-1,3-galactosyltransferase activity.